Molecule: messenger RNA, 2590 nt
Organism: Eurytemora carolleeae
Lineage: Eukaryota; Metazoa; Arthropoda; Copepoda; Calanoida; Temoridae
Product: 4-coumarate--CoA ligase-like 7
Exons: 3
Coding region: 597-2234 (545 amino acids)
Molecular function (GO): CoA-ligase activity
Source: RefSeq, a predicted model, not a curated record
AAACAAAAUUUAGGAAAUAUCCUAAUUUUUUUGGAUAAAAUCCGGGAACCAAUAAAAACUUUAUAUCUGCAUGCUAAAAUGUACAGCUAUUUAACUUCAUAGCAUGAUAAUUACUUUAAUGCACGUUUAUUAUGAAAUUCACGAUGAAGUGAGUAAGAAUUACAAAUGUGCCCAGCCCAAAAUGCAUCACAUAUGUUUUACAGCCAUGUGUUAAAAAUCCCAUGAAAAGUUUUGAAACUUCAUGAGUUACACAGGAUUUUAUUUUUUCAAAUUGAAAUAAUAUAGCAAUGAGUUUAGGGCCAACACCACAGUUCCAGCCGGAGAACUUUGUUGGAGUCCCUUGGAGUCCCUUGGAGUCCCUUGGAGUCCCUUGGAGUCCCUGGCAACAACCCCGGAUGAAUUCAAUUAUUUAUCUACUCCUUUUCAUAAGAAUUUUGUUGUUGUUGCGGAAAUACAUAUUUAUUUUAUAUUUAUUUAAUAUUAUUGAUUCAAUUGGGAUCAUAACACAUAUGGUCAUGUGUAUAAAUUUACAAAUCUUAUAUACUUCUCCCUAGUUGUGGAUUAGUCUUUGAUCUGAAUAGAGUACCUCGAGUAUUAUGAAUAUCAUAAAGGAUAAAGUUCUAUACUCUCCACUAGGUCCAAAGGCCAAACCUCCAAAUAAAAGCUUUAUAGAUAGAGUUCUAUCGCAUGUAAAGCACGAACUAAAAGAAACUGGAGAUAGGGACUGGUUGGUGGAUACUGAAACCGAGCUUACCAUAUCAAUCUCCCAAAUUGAACCAACAAGUAGAAGGGUUGCCGCUGCUUUAUACAGCCAUGGGUUUAGAGCUGAUGAUGUGCUGCAGAUGGGAUAUUCAUCAUGCCUUGACUUUUACUGGCCUGUGUUUGGAGCAUGGUUGUGCGGUGGAGUAGCAAGCAUGGGAGAUCCUAACCUAGAGGAAAUGGCAAUCAAACAACAAAUUCUGGAUACCAGAGCAAAAGUAGUAGUGUGCAGCAAACAGUACCUUGACAAGUAUGUUAAAGUACUGCUGGAGUUGCGAAAAGAAGAAUGUAAUCUAAAACUAUUUGUUCUGGAUGCUGGCAAAGAGGUCAUUCUUCCUGAUGGAGUUGAACACUUCCAGAAUCUUCUGGAGUUUAAAGAAAAUAAUGAUUUUGUUGGUCUACAUAGUUAUGAUCCAAACAGUGAAGCACUUAUAAUCUGGAGUAGUGGAUCUACAGGAGUGCCGAAAGGUAUAGUUUUCUCUCAGUUAGGACUGAACAACAUAUCCCUUGGUAAACAGUACCAACCCAAGAAGAUUCUACUUUCUUUGAUUAUGUUUCACAUUGGAGGAUUCAGUGUAAGUGUGUUACUUAGCAUUUUCGAGGGUGCCGUCUGUUACUUUAUCAAAAAAGAAUGCUUCUCAGAGGAAGUUUGGUUUAAAUCUGUCGACAAAUUUCAGCUGGAGCAUGCAUUUUGCGGAAUAAGUCAGUACACUAGACUAAGCAAUGUAAAGAUCGAUGUAAAACCCUUGGAUGGAUUAAAAGUAAUAACUCCUCUUGGAGGCUCGGUUACUUCUCAGGGCACAUUGAAUCUGCUAAAUCUAGUGGGACAUCAUGUGUCAAUAAUAGAGAUGUAUGGCAGCUCUGAGGUCACUUUUAUUUCCUCAUAUUCAAACAAAGAGUUUAAAUCUUGUGUACUUGGAGUCUUGGACCCUGGAGUUCAAAUGUAUUUUGAGGACAUGGAGACAGGAGUUAAAUUAGAACCUGGUAAGGAGGGCAAGAUCAUGAUUAAAAAUGAGAGUAUGAUGUUAUACUAUCUUAAUCGAGAAAAGGAAACAAAGGAAUUCUAUAGUUCUGAUGGAUUUGGAUACAUGGGAGAUGUAGGGUACUAUGAUGCAACAGGAGCUAUAUAUUACAGCUAUAGAAUGAGAGAGGUUCUCAAGGUUUCGGGUUGCUGGUUUGGACCUGCUGAGAUUGAAAAUGUCCUUGAAAAAGUUAAUGAAAUCGAUGAGGCAUUUGUUUGGGGUGAUUAUGAUCCAAAUACUGGAAAUGAUAAGGUCAAUGUCGGAAUUGUCCUACGGAAAGGUAUAGUUGAGUGGACAGCUACAAAUAUCAAGAAAUAUGUUGAAGAUAAUUUACCUGAGUCAAGGCACAUUACCGGCAAGCUCUAUAUUGUUGAAUCUCUGCCCCAUAAUCCAGCAGGGAAGAAACUCAGAGGAGAAAUGAGAAAAUUUGUGGAAAACAUAGAAUGCAAUUAAAUUCAUUAGACCACUUGAGCUUUACUAGGGUCUAAGCAGACGCAAAGACUGGAUUUUACUUGGGUUUAAGCUUUUAAAAUUUAAUUUUAGUUAAAUAUUUGCAUUAUCCAGUCGGUGCACACAUGCACAUUUACUCCUGACUGUCAUUCAACAUUCUCAUUGUAGCACCAGUCAGAUGGGAGUGUAUGUACAUUGCAUGUCUAGCCGGUAUCUCCAAUUAAGUAUAUUUAAAACAGUGUAGUGUAAUCAAUUACCAGCCGGUCUAGUAUACCCAGUUUAUAGUGAACUCAGCAAAUUGCAUAAUUGCAUUUGUAAAAUAUAUGUUUUUUAAAUAUACAUUUUUGCAUAUCUCAAAA